GAUUCCGGAAGGGGCUGUGCAGUUGUGGCGGCGGUUUCUGCGUUGGUUAGUGUUUCUUUUCUGCGGGAGCAGCGAGAUACACAGCAGCAUCAUGGUGGAGGAGGUACAGAAACAUUCUGUGCACACACUUGUGUUCAGGUCACUGAAGAGGACCCAUGACAUGUUUGUAGCUGAUAAUGGAAAGCCUGUGCCUUUGGAUGAAGAGAGUCACAAACGAAAAAUGGCAAUCAAGCUGCGUAAUGAGUAUGGUCCUGUGUUGCAUAUGCCUACUUCAAAAGAAAAUUUUAAAGAAAAGGGCCCUCAGAAUACAUCAGAUUCGUAUGGUCAUAAACAGUAUCCUGCCAAUCAAGGACAAGAAGUUGAAUAUUUGGUGACGGGUACACAUCCAUAUCCACCAGGACCUGGUGUUGCUUUGACAGCAGAUACUAAGAUCCAGAGAAUGCCAAGUGAGUCAGCAGCCCAAUCCUUAGCUGUGGCAUUACCUUCUUCACAGGCUAGAGUUGAUGCAAAUCGUAGUGCCGCCGCUGGAGGUGAAUUCCGACAUUCUGGGACUUCUGACCGUUCACAGCCCGCAGGGGUGACUUCGGUGGUUAUGGAGGGUGGCAAUGCCAAGAACUCUGCACUGAUGGCUAAAAAAGCCCCUACAAUGCCAAAACCCCAGUGGCACCCGCCGUGGAAACUCUACAGGGUGAUCAGUGGACAUCUUGGUUGGGUUCGAUGUAUUGCUGUGGAACCUGGAAAUCAGUGGUUUGUUACUGGAUCUGCUGACAGAACUAUAAAGAUUUGGGACUUGGCUAGUGGCAAAUUAAAGCUGUCAUUAACGGGACACAUCAGUACAGUGCGUGGUGUGAUAGUAAGCACGAGGAGCCCGUACCUGUUCUCCUGUGGAGAAGACAAACAAGUCAAAUGCUGGGAUCUUGAAUAUAACAAGGUUAUAAGGCACUAUCAUGGACAUCUAAGUGCAGUGUAUGGUUUGGAUUUGCACCCAACAAUCGAUGUGCUAGUUACCUGUAGUCGAGAUUCAACUGCACGGAUUUGGGAUGUGAGAACUAAAGCCAGCGUACACACAUUAUCUGGCCAUACGAAUGCAGUUGCUACAGUGAGGUGUCAAGCUGCAGAACCACAGAUUAUUACUGGAAGCCAUGACACUACAAUACGAUUAUGGGAUUUGGUGGCUGGAAAAACAAGAGUCACGUUAACAAAUCACAAAAAAUCAGUCAGGGCUGUUGUUCUACAUCCAAGACAUUACACAUUUGCAUCUGGUUCUCCAGAUAACAUAAAACAAUGGAAAUUCCCUGAUGGAAGUUUCAUUCAAAAUCUUUCUGGUCAUAAUGCUAUUAUUAACACAUUGACAGUAAAUUCUGAUGGAGUGCUUGUAUCUGGAGCUGACAAUGGCACUAUGCAUCUUUGGGACUGGAGAACUGGCUACAAUUUCCAGAGAGUUCAUGCAGCUGUGCAGCCUGGGUCUUUGGACAGUGAAUCAGGAAUAUUUGCUUGUGCUUUUGAUCAGUCUGAAAGUCGGUUAUUAACAGCUGAAGCUGAUAAAACCAUUAAAGUGUACAGAGAGGAUGAUACAGCGACAGAAGAAACUCAUCCAGUCAGCUGGAAGCCAGAAAUUAUCAAGAGAAAGAGAUUUUAAUGUGGCAUUGUCUUCAUGGUGGUUCCAUUUUUUUUUUUUUUUUUUUUAGCUUGGCGUUGACGAGGAUAUCCAGUCAUUUUGUGCUCUGGCUAGGAAUAUAAAGCAGAAACUCACGUGCUUGAAUCAUUGUUGCUUCAUAUUUUACAAUAAACUGCCCCCUCCCCCACGUUUUUAUUUCUAAAAUAAACAAUUUGAGAUCUUAGGAAGUAAGGUACAGUUAUCAAGCAUUUGCAGGUGUGUUGAACAUAACUAUUCUAAAGAUAGAAUAUUUUUUUUCAGUUUUAUUAAAAGACACCUUUUUUUUUAAACUUACAAAACUGCUUUCCAUAGUAGGACAUGUUUUGAGGGGAGCAGUCUUUUUUUUUAAUCCUUUAAACUAGUAUCUGUGACUAAUAACUGGGAUUAAAGGAUUUGAAGUCUUAAUUUAA
This is a messenger RNA of Diceros bicornis minor, 2067 nucleotides long. It is a transcript of the gene PLRG1, whose product is annotated as pleiotropic regulator 1. Bases 92 to 1639 code for a protein of 515 amino acids. Gene Ontology annotation, biological process: mRNA splicing, via spliceosome. Gene Ontology annotation, cellular component: precatalytic spliceosome; Prp19 complex; catalytic step 2 spliceosome. NCBI's taxonomy places the organism in Eukaryota, Metazoa, Chordata, Mammalia, Perissodactyla, Rhinocerotidae. The transcript is spliced from 15 exons. Gene Ontology annotation, molecular function: protein binding. The record is from RefSeq and is a predicted model, not a curated record.